AUAAAAUUAAAGAAAAAACAGAAAAAGAGAGAAAUUAAAACUAAAUAAGGUCAUACUAGAAUAAUAUAUCAUCUUCUGAAAAAAGAAAAUGCAAACGAUAGCAGUGUUUGUGUGCAUGCUAUUAUCAUGGAUUUUGAUACACAGAAUGAAUCAGAGGAGAGGGAAAGGGCCGAAAACGUGGCCGUUUUUGGGUGCAGCAUUGGAGCAGCUGAUAAACUACGAUAGAAUGCACGAUUGGAUCCUCAAUUACUUGUCGCAGUCGAGAACCGUAGUCGUGCCGAUGCCUUUCACGACUUAUACUUACAUCGCCGAUCCUGCUGACGUGGAGCAUGUCCUCAAAACCAACUUCUCUAAUUAUCCCAAGGGUGACGUGUAUCAUUCGUAUAUGGAAGUAUUGCUCGGAGACGGCAUAUUUAACGUGGACGGUGAGCUAUGGAGGAAGCAAAGAAAGACAGCUAGCUUCGAAUUCGCUUCGAAAAAUUUGAGGGAUUUUAGUACUGUUGUUUUCAGAGAGUAUAGCCUUAAACUCUCUUCAAUUCUCUCUCAAGCCUCUCUCAAUAAUCACCAACUAGACAUGCAGGAACUUUUGAUGAGGAUGACUCUAGACUCAAUAUGUAAAGUGGGAUUUGGUGUGGAGAUAGGAACAUUGGCUCCAAAUUUACCGCACAACGAGUUCGCAAACGCGUUCGACACUGCAAACAUGACCGUCACGCUUCGAUUCAUCGAUCCCUUUUGGAAAUUAAAAAAAUUCUUCAAUGUGGGGUCAGAAGCUGUUCUUGACCACAACAUCAAAACAAUCGACGACUUCACUUACUCCGUCAUCAGAACAAGAAAAUCCGAAAUCCAAGAAGUCGACGCAGACGAAAAGAUGAAGCAUGAUAUAUUGUCGAGAUUUAUCGAGCUAAGCAAAGACCCCGAGAAUAAAAUGACCGAUAAAAGUCUAAGAGACGUUGUUCUCAACUUUGUGAUUGCCGGUCGAGACACAACUGCAACGACGCUUUCUUGGGCCAUAUAUAUGGUAAUGACGCAUGCUGACGUGGCGGAUAAGCUCUACUCGGAGCUUCGAAAAUUCGAAGAGGAACGCGAGAAGGAAGAGGGUUUUUCUUCGUCGAAUAAUGAUCAAGAAUCGUUCGACGAGAGAGUUAGCCGAUUUGCAGGGCUUUUGAGCUACGAUUCGUUAGGGAAAUUGUACUACUUGCAUGCUGUGAUAACCGAAACCCUUCGAUUAUACCCUGCUGUACCUCAGGAUCCGAAAGGAAUAUUGGAGGACGAUGUUUUACCAGACGGUACGAGAGUUAAGGCCGGUGGAAUGGUGACAUACGUACCGUAUUCGAUGGGAAGAAUGAAGUACAAUUGGGGCGAAGAUGCCGCUUCGUUCAAACCCGAGCGAUGGAUCAAAGACGGAAUAUUCCAGAACGCGUCACCGUUUAAAUUCACUGCUUUUCAGGCGGGGCCCCGGAUAUGCCUCGGGAAGGACUCUGCAUAUCUGCAGAUGAAAAUGGCGCUUGCGAUCUUGUGUCGAUUCUACGAAUUCAAUUUGGUGAAAGGGCACAAAGUGAAGUACAGAAUGAUGACUAUUCUUUCCAUGGAAAACGGGCUUAAACUUACCAUCACGAAACGCACUUAAUAAAUUAAAAUGCCGUACGCAAAGUUAAAUGAAAAUACAUGCACACUAUUUUAUCGAAAUAUAUAUUAUACUAUUUUGUAAUAUCAUCGAUUAAUGUUGCCUAGAUAAUAUUAAUCCCGACAAAGGGAUCAAUAAAAUCAAGAUAAAAACUGCGGCAAAAGAGCCGAUUAAAGAUCCCGUGAUGCGAACGCAGAAAGUUUGGUACUGCUGACAAAUAGCAGCCCAAUUUGCCGAAGAGUUGCCCUUGUGUGCUAUGUAUACAAUAGCUGCUGCAGCUGAAGCUCCUGCAGUUAGUACAGUUACCAUUAUCUGCACAAAAUUAAUAUUAAUUAGUCUUGGG
Molecule: messenger RNA, 1967 nt
Organism: Erythranthe guttata (spotted monkey flower)
Lineage: Eukaryota; Viridiplantae; Streptophyta; Magnoliopsida; Lamiales; Phrymaceae
Gene: CYP704B1
Product: cytochrome P450, family 704, subfamily B, polypeptide 1
Molecular function (GO): monooxygenase activity; oxidoreductase activity, acting on paired donors, with incorporation or reduction of molecular oxygen; iron ion binding
Source: RefSeq, a predicted model, not a curated record